This is a messenger RNA of Molossus molossus (Pallas's mastiff bat), 4484 nucleotides long. It is a transcript of the gene MARCHF6, whose product is annotated as membrane associated ring-CH-type finger 6. Bases 199 to 2931 code for a protein of 910 amino acids. The record is from RefSeq and is a predicted model, not a curated record. Gene Ontology annotation, cellular component: endoplasmic reticulum membrane. Gene Ontology annotation, molecular function: zinc ion binding. The transcript is spliced from 26 exons. Lineage: Eukaryota; Metazoa; Chordata; Mammalia; Chiroptera; Molossidae.
CGCUUUCUGUCAGCCUCUCUCCCACUCCCUCUCCCCUUCACUCCUUCCUCUCGCUUCAUCGCUGGCACCUGAGCACACGCACCUGCCCGGGCCGGCUCCGCUCCCUCCUCCCCUCCCCCCCUCCCCGCCCCAGACGGAAGGCUCCGGCCUCCGCCGCGGGAGCCUCGCGGCUGCGUCAUCACCGCCCCGCCAGACAAGAUGGACACCGCGGAGGAAGACAUAUGUAGAGUGUGUCGGUCAGAAGGAACACCUGAGAAACCUCUUUAUCAUCCUUGUGUAUGUACUGGCAGUAUUAAGUUUAUACAUCAAGAAUGCUUAGUUCAGUGGCUGAAACACAGUCGAAAAGAAUACUGUGAAUUAUGCAAGCACAGAUUUGCUUUCACACCAAUUUAUUCCCCAGAUAUGCCUUCACGGCUUCCAAUCCAAGACAUAUUUGCUGGACUGGUUACAAGUAUUGGCACUGCAAUACGAUACUGGUUUCAUUAUACACUUGUGGCCUUCGCAUGGUUGGGAGUUGUUCCUCUUACAGCAUGCCGAAUCUACAAGUGCUUGUUUACUGGCUCUGUGAGCUCACUACUGACACUGCCACUGGACAUGCUGUCCACGGACAAUUUGUUGGCGGAUUGUUUGCAGGGUUGUUUUGUGGUGACGUGCACAUUGUGCGCAUUCAUCAGCCUGGUGUGGUUGCGAGAGCAGAUCGUCCACGGGGGAGCGCCGAUUUGGUUGGAACAUGCUGCUCCACCCUUCAAUGCUGCUGGACACCACCAAAAUGAGGCUCCAGCGGGAGGAAAUGGUGCUGAAAAUGUUGCCCCUGACCAGCCUGCUAACCCACCAGCUGAGAACGCGGUGGUGGGGGAAAACCCGGAUGCCCAGGAUGAUCAGGCAGAAGAGGAGGAGGAGGAGAAUGAGGAGGAAGAUGAGGCAGGCGGGGAAGAUGCAGCGGAUGCCAACAAUGGGGCCCAGGACGACAUGAACUGGAAUGCUUUAGAAUGGGACAGAGCUGCAGAAGAGCUUACAUGGGAAAGAAUGCUAGGACUUGAUGGAUCACUAGUUUUUCUAGAACAUGUCUUCUGGGUGGUAUCUUUAAACACACUGUUCAUUCUUGUUUUUGCAUUUUGUCCUUACCACAUUGGUCAUUUCUCCCUUGUUGGUUUGGGAUUUGAAGAACAUGUUCAAGCAUCUCAUUUUGAAGGCCUAAUCACAACCAUAGUUGGCUAUAUACUUUUAGCAAUAACACUGAUAAUCUGUCAUGGCUUGGCAACUCUUGUUAAAUUUCACAGGUCUCGCCGCUUGCUGGGAGUCUGCUAUAUUGUUGUAAAGGUCUCUUUGCUGGUGGUGGUAGAAAUUGGAGUGUUCCCUCUCAUUUGUGGCUGGUGGCUGGAUAUCUGUUCCCUGGAAAUGUUUGAUGCUACUCUGAAAGAUCGUGAACUGAGCUUUCAGUCAGCUCCAGGUACUACCAUGUUUCUGCACUGGCUAGUGGGAAUGGUAUACGUGUUCUACUUUGCCUCCUUCAUUCUUUUACUGAGAGAGGUUCUUCGACCUGGUGUCUUGUGGUUUCUAAGGAAUUUGAAUGAUCCAGAUUUUAAUCCAGUACAAGAAAUGAUCCAUUUGCCCAUUUAUAGGCAUCUCCGAAGAUUUAUUUUGUCAGUGAUUGUCUUUGGCUCCAUUGUCCUUCUCAUGCUUUGGCUUCCUAUACGUAUAAUUAAGAGUCUGCUGCCUAAUUUUUUACCAUACAAUGUUAUGCUCUACAGUGAUGCUCCGGUGAGUGAACUGUCCCUUGAGCUACUUCUGCUUCAGGUUGUCUUGCCAGCAUUACUUGAACAAGGACACACACGGCAGUGGCUAAAGGGGCUUGUGCGAGCAUGGACUGUAACUGCUGGAUACUUGCUGGAUCUGCAUUCCUAUUUAUUGGGAGACCAGGAAGAAAAUGAAAACAGUGCAAACCAACAAGUUAACAAUAACCAGCAUGCUCGAAAUAACAACGCUAUUCCUGUGGUGGGGGAAGGCCUGCAUGCAGCCCACCAAGCCAUACUCCAGCAGGGAGGGCCUGUUGGCUUUCAGCCUUAUCGCCGGCCUUUAAAUUUUCCACUCAGGAUAUUUUUGUUGAUUGUCUUCAUGUGCAUAACCUUACUGAUUGCCAGCCUCAUCUGCCUUACUCUACCAGUAUUUGCUGGCCGCUGGUUAAUGUCAUUUUGGACAGGGACUGCCAAAAUUCAUGAGCUCUACACAGCUGCUUGUGGUCUCUAUGUUUGCUGGCUGACCAUAAGGGCAGUGACAGUGCUGGUGGCAUGGAUGCCCCAGGGACGCAGAGUGAUCUUCCAGAAGGUUAAAGAGUGGUCCCUCAUGAUAAUGAAGACUUUGAUAGUUGCAGUGCUGCUGGCUGGAGUUGUCCCGCUCCUUCUGGGGCUCCUGUUUGAGCUGGUUAUUGUUGCUCCCCUGAGGGUUCCCUUGGAUCAGACUCCUCUUUUUUACCCGUGGCAGGACUGGGCACUUGGAGUCCUGCACGCCAAAAUCAUUGCAGCUAUCACAUUGAUGGGCCCUCAGUGGUGGUUGAAAACUGUGAUUGAGCAGGUUUACGCAAACGGCAUCCGAAACAUUGAUCUUCACUAUAUCAUUCGUAAACUGGCAGCGCCUGUGAUUUCUGUGCUCUUGCUUUCCCUGUGUGUACCUUAUGUCAUUGCGUCUGGGGUCGUUCCUUUACUAGGUGUUACUGCGGAAAUGCAAAACUUGGUCCAUCGGCGGAUUUAUCCAUUCUUACUGAUGGUUGUGGUAUUGAUGGGGAUCUUGUCCUUCCAGGUCCGCCAGUUUAAGCGCCUUUAUGAACAUAUUAAAAAUGACAAGUACCUUGUGGGCCAACGCCUUGUGAACUAUGAACGGAAAUCUGGCAAACAAGGUGCAUCUUCGCCACUUCCACAGUCGACCCAAGAAUAAAAUGGUUGUCUCAACUACCUUGACCUUCCCCUUGCCUUUACAUGUCCUUUUCUGUGGACUUCUCUCUUUGGAGAUUUUCUCCAGUGAUCUCUCAGCAUUGUUUUUAAGUUAAAUGUAUUUGACUUAUGUUCUCAGAAUUUAGAGAGAGCAGCAGAUUAAGUUGCUGCCUUCUUGCAUCUUCUGACAUCACUGCUGUCUGAGAUCUGUAUAUGUGUACAUAGAAGUUCCUGGAUACCCUAAAACCUUGGAUUAAACAGAAUGUGCAUUGUACAUCUUUAAACAAAUGUAUAUUAAUUUAUUAAAUCUAGUUGUCACUUUAUUUUGGACCUGCUGUGAUCUCGACAGGAAAUGUGCCACAGAGCCACAGUGCGGAGGCGAGACUUACUAAUGACGUCUCUUGGAGCACAAUGUCAUGGUGUUCCUAGCAGUUCUUAUUAAGUAAACUGUACAUUCUGUCUGUCUUGGCUGUUGAGACCUUACCAAGAACAUAAAAGGAAACAAAUAGGAAUCAGCAGUGGAGUGUCUGUGGUAAGAAAACAUGAACUUUGUGCUUCACUGUCUAUCAUUUUUGGAAGUUAUUUGUAUAACACCAAAGCUGUUGUACAUUUUCUACUGCCGGAUUUUUUUUCACGUGUUUCUGUUUGUAAUAUUGUAUAGUAUCUGUCUUGUGCUAGGUGAGGAAAUUAUUUUUAAUUUUGAUAAUUUAAUAUUCCUAGUGAUUAGCAUUGGGAGUUGGGUUUUUGUGCUUGUAGGGGCAUGCCUAUACUUAGAAGGAAAAAAAGUCCAAAAGAAGAUUUUCAUUUGUCCCCUCACCCUCCUUUUUCCCACACACAGGUAUCUUUUUUUUUCUGUUUUGGCAGCAGUGGCCAAAAGUCACGCAAGAUGAUAAGUCUUACAGAAGAAUAUUACCGAUGAUCUUACUGGAGUUAGGAGAUACUGAGGUGUUCCUGAAAUGCAGAGUUGGUUUGUGGUCUGAGAUCGACAGCAUUAGAAAAGACUGGUUAGAAAACGGUCCUGCUGGUUACUGCAUCAUUGGGUGAGGGUGAGGGAGUACAUUUCUCCUAGUUUUCCAUGAGAAAAUCCCACGGUUUCCAAAGCUUUUUGUUUACAGAAUAAAACUACAAACAAAACCAAAUUGAUUUUAUUUGUCCAGAAGGAACCUGGCUGAGUUGGCAGUUUAAUAUAUGAGUGUAGAAUGUAUUUCAUUGGAAAUGUGCUGUAAAAUCUCAGAGAACUAAACAUGCAAACUUGGUUUUCCCUUAUAACCAAAGCUUCAAGUAGAAGUUUAGAGAAAUAGAAUGGUUGGGCACAUGAUCUAAGUAUUUAAUGGUAAUGGUUUAUUGUAAGGGUAGUGUUUGUUUUUUCAACAAUAAUCCAAAAGUUCUCCGAGAAUAUGAACAGCAUAGGUCUUCAGAAACCAUAUAAGAAUUUCCAUAUAGUAUUAAAACCCAUAGACUAAAAUCUGAGGAUAUUUUAAAUAUGAAAGUCAGCCAAACAUAAGCUACCAGAAUCAAAAGCAACAUGUCUAGUUGUUUUAUAAUUCAAUAAAUUUU